AUGAAGGUGCACAACUUGAUUGAUGAAUUGCAGGCAGUCAUCAAGAGCUACAAAGGUCAUCUUUCUAAACUUGCCCCUCAGUUACAGGCUGAGCAGGAACAAUGUUCUUCUUAUGUCUACCAACAUAUUAAAGAACUCCCUACUUUUCCUUUGCAAGGGCUGCAGUUAAAGGUAUAUGAAAAUGGCAAAGAUACUGGAGAAACACUUGUUCAUAUCAGUAGAAAAGAAAUGGAAAGCAAUUAUGGAGAUCAGCCUGGUAUCAUACUGGAGAAGGUACGGCACAUGAUUCAUCAGAGGCUACAGCUUUCAGCAGAUUUCAAACCAUCAGGCCUUAGUCAUUUUCCUACGCAUCUGUUCGAUGAGACUGGGCAAGAAAUUAAAAACCCUCUUUUACUGCAGAAUGAGCAAAAAAUUUGGGUUUCUUAUGGCGAAGAUUACAGGUCUCCUUUAAAUCCUGUUCUGAGUUUGACCUUUGACAAAAUAACAGCAACAAAAAAGAAUGGCAUCACAAUUAUUUAUAAAACGCUUUUGGAUCCCUGUGUUGAUUUGCUGCCUAGAUACGACAGUUGGGAAGCUUGUGAUGGAUUUCCAGAGAACUUUCAAUUCAUUAAGGCUCCAGAACAUCAGGUCUUGGAGACUGUGGAACCAGACAAUCUUUUUUUCCAAAAUAAGACUGAUCCCCAGAUGGUUCUCCUCAUGUCAGUUACCAUAGAAAAUAUCAGGAAAGGUACUGCCAGAAGAAAUCACUGUCAAAAUCCAAUAGACACAGAACAUUGGCCUCUUUCAAAUAUAUGGCUCAUCACAAAGGCUGGGAAGAUUGUAAAUCGAGCUAUGGCACAAGGCAGUCUGUCUGUUGGUCAUCCAAUCAGAGCUAUGAUGCAGGAUGGCAAACCUCUUGAGGGCUAUAAGUUAACCCUGCAGAAAAGAGACAAAAACAAUAUAUGUCAGUACUGGGAAUUUGAAAAUGAUGGUUCUAUCCAUUCUAAGGCUUACCCUGAGUUUGUCCUAACUUACCUAGAAGAGUUAAAUGUAAAAGAGAUGGUCCAGAUCAAAUGCUCCACACAUGAGGUCCAGUCUGUACUUCAUCAAAAGAUAGAUGACAAUUCAGAAGACAUCCCUAUUCCACACCAGAACCAGAGCGAGGUUUUAGAAAAUAGUGACCACAACAGCAAGGAGAAACAACUUUCCAGACCUUUGGACGCCCAUUUAAUGCCUAAAGGUACCUCAGGCGAGAAUUGCCAGCUGACAGUAGCAUUGGUGAGGAAACUGGAAGAGAAACAUCCUAAGGCCUCAGCUCAAAGAUGGGCAAUUAAACAUGAAGGAACAAAUAAGCCUGGUCAAUGGAAACAAUCAAAAGUGGAUAAUCCUUUAUGGAAUAAGUUGACCUAUAUGUGGCCUGUACUUCCAAAUGGAGAAUUAAACCAGGCUUUUGACUGGCCCAUUGAAGGUCUGCUGAUUCCAAACAGCCCUCCACUAAAGAAGCCGGCUGGUAGGAAGCCAGAGAUCAACAUGCCUUUGAGACUGAAGGUUUUGAGAAAUGGCGAGCCAGACAAAAACAAGGCCCUCUCUGUUCUUGGACUUGAUUCUGCAUUUGUGAUAAGAAAACAGUGUACCACAGCACUGAAUUUGCCCUUUGCUGCAAGGAGAUUGUUCACUGAAAAAGGAGUGGAACUCUUUGUUUUGAAAGACUUGGAGAAGGGUCAGCUGCUUUACAUAUCAUGUGGAGAGCAAUGGAUUGAUCCUCUGUGGACUACAGCUCAGCAUAAGAAACGUCUCCAAUGUAAUAAUUUAGCAUCUGAUGUAAUGGCUAUGCGUGCCUAUUGUGCCAUGAGGAACCCCAAAAAUUUUGUUUUGCAAGUCAAGGAUGAUGUUGUUGUUGGUGCCAAACUUUUUGUUGCAAGAGCUAUAGUGGAAUUUGAAGAAAAAAGAGCUGUUGAAGAACCAGAGAAAGAAAAAUGUGAAAAAAGCAUUGAAAAAAUAAAAGAUGACACAGAUAAAUAUCUAAAUUCACAUAUAAAGUCACAUUUUAAAACAGAAGCAUUUCAUAAGACUACAAAAUAUGCCUGGCAGCAAAUUUCCUGUGAUGAGGACUACAACAUUCAGAAGGAAAAAGAUGAGCAGUUUUUUGAAGAUGCAGAGUUAUACAAAAAAUACAGGCAUCAGCCAAAAUUGGCUAAAGAAUUCCAGAAAGCACACCAUCAACUCUUUGAAUUUAAAAAUGGGAAGAUCAUCAACUGCAGUUGUCCAAAUCUUGUACUGGGUGUGGAGAAUACUGACCUUCAUUCUGGUACUGAAGUGGUUUUGUUGGAAAAGAAGUAUGAUGAUGUCAAGCAACAUUGGGUAUGGAAAGAGGAAAGCAGGUCCUUUCAUCUUGCAAUUGAUCCAGAUCUAGUGCUCACAGUAUCAGUGCCCACUGUACUGAAUGGAUGUCCAAAAUUUCCACUGGAAAUACAAGGGUAUCCUAUUAUCCUUCAGAAAUACAGACCACAUAAUUAUGGAGCUGCCAACCAAAAAUGGAACUUCACUGAAACAAAAGUUUUUAGUGCCUUUUAUAGCACAAUAUUGGAUAUGGAAAUCACCGCAGCAAACUAUGCUUCUAUUUGCACCUUUACCAUAACCAAGGCAGAAAAAAUUGACCAACCAGGCUACUAUUUUCUUUCACCUUGUGGAAAGAAAAAAAUAAUGAUAUGUUUGGCUUGUGGAAGGACCAUCAGAGGAAAGAAAGAACUGAAAAAAUUGCUCCCUGGUACUAUAUUUUCCUGUGCUUCUGGAUUCCAGGACAGAAAUAAUUUACCUUUUUGUCCUUUUAAAUGCCUUGAUGUUAAUAAGAUUGAUUUAUUCUCUGAUAAAGCUGAAUCCACCCUGCAUUAUUUUGAAGAUGUUCUAGCAUCCUUAAAAAAUGAAACCUCCUUACAAGUCAUCUCAGAAAAGAUAUCUGCAGCUCUAGACCAAAAAACAGUAAAAAUAAUUGCAUACAAAAAUGGAGAUGGAUACCGAAAUGGGCAACUAAUUGUUGCUCACACAUUCCCGAGGUUGCUUUCAUUAUGUACAAGACGUCUUGAACUUAGCAGGACAGCUUGCAAGCUGUAUAACAGUGAAGGGACCCUGAUCCUCACACUGCAGGAUUUAGUCUUGUGUGCAGUAAAUGAUUACCUCAAAAAGCAAGAAACUGAAGAAAGAGAUGAAGAAGCCAUUUCUGAUAAUGGCCUUAAACAAAUUGCAUCUGUGUUUUCAAGAAAAGGUAAAAUUUCAGAGAACCAGUUAAAAAUAAAGAGCCCCUCAAAUUUCCUGACAGAACUAUUAAUCAAUAUUGAUCAUUUGGUGCUCAGCAACAUUCUUAGAAAUCCAGUUGAGGUCUGGGUUUCCAGCGGAGAACCUUUUCUACCUUUGGAUACUUUGGAAAACAUAGAAAGGCAAGAAAAACAGAAGUGGCUAGAAAAAGAUAAAAUUCUGGCAGACCUUAAUGCAAUGAAACAUAAAAUGAGACAACUGCAAGGACGUCGUAUAACAAAGUAUAAAGCUGCCGAUUUGGUGCCCACUAAGAGCCCUUUCCAGCCUGUGGUAGUAGAAGGAGGCUGGACAGAAGAAACUCAAGAAGAGAUGAAACUCAUGGAAACUAUACAACAAACAGAGAUGCACCUUUCAGAGCUUCAAGCACUGCAGUUCCAAAGAAGUUCUCCCUUUUCUCCUAAAUUACUUGCCAAAAAUGACAAGGGUCUCUACAAGCAGCCCACAACCAAAAGAGUGUGGGCUUACCCAAAUGGAAAUAUACCUGACAAGGGAGUACAUGCGUGGGGAAAAUCUAUGACAGAGCUACUUGACAGUUGUACAACUCAUCUAAAAAUGUCACAGCCUGCAAAGAUACUAUAUACACCUGAUGGAUACCAGCUGCAGUCGUGGGAAGAAAUAGAGAGGGACAUGAUGGUUUGUGUUUCCACAGGACAUGUCUUUAUGAGCCCAAAAGCUGUACAGCAUGAAAUAGAAAUUAGAGCUCAUUAUGCAAGAAUUCGGAAGCAGCAAGGUCCAGAAUCUACCAGCAUUGUUGUUUCACCAUCAACUAAAGUUAUAGACAAGCUCAAAACGAAUAGCUCUCUUUUGGCUCUCACUGGCAGACCUCAUGAAGAUGUCAAUGACUAGUUUCCUACCAUGAUAAUAUCAAGCUCCAUAUUAUCCAUAGAAUCGGAAAGAAGCAAGAAUGUCUCCAAUUGAGGUGUAAUCAGAUUACAAUGUGCCUUCAUUAAUGUGCUAACUGCUAAAUAUCUACC
Messenger RNA from Pseudonaja textilis, 4265 nucleotides. The record is from RefSeq and is a predicted model, not a curated record. NCBI's taxonomy places the organism in Eukaryota, Metazoa, Chordata, Lepidosauria, Squamata, Elapidae.